Dentiscutata heterogama is the source of this 153-nucleotide messenger RNA. The record is from the annotation of a GenBank genome assembly. Lineage: Eukaryota; Fungi; Glomeromycota; Glomeromycetes; Diversisporales; Gigasporaceae.
AUGAAGAUCCACAAAGUGAUGACAUGCAAAGUGACGACCUACAAGAUGAUAGCUUGCAAGGUGAUGACCUACAAGGUGAUGAUCUACAAGGUGCUGACCUACAAGAAAGUAAUGAAAUUAGUAACGAUGAAGAUGAAGUUAAUGAUGAAGAUA